CUCCCUACCUUCCAUCCCAUCUCACAGGGUAUGGAAUUCCCAUUGUCACUGUUUUGUUUUCCUGAAUGCUUUUAGAGCAAGGCCGUGACAUUGUUUUUGAGGACGUAGAGAUGGAACCGUCCUUCUCAUAGCACAAAGAAUGAACCAGCAGUGGAAGAGAAAACACUGUUACCUGGCUGCCAAGUGGUAAAGGAGAUGUUUCAUUUCUGUGCUGAGCAUCUGUGAAGUCUGUGAUGGAAACGACAGCCUUCCCAGAGGUGGCACUGCCUACAGAGGGCUGGACCUCCACCAUUGAUCAACAAUCAAGAAAAUGCCUCACAGACAUACCCACAGGCCAGUGGGGUGGAGGCAUUUCCCUGUGAGGCUCCCUCUUCCCAGGAUGGCCGGCUGUGGUGAAAUUGAUCACUCAAUAAAUAUGCUUCCAGCAAACAAGAAGGCAAAUGAGUCAUGUUCUAAUAAUGCACCUUCUCUGACUGUUCCUGAAUGUGCCAUUUGUCUGCAGACAUGCGUUCAUCCAGUCAGUCUGCCCUGUAAGCAUGUUUUCUGCUAUCUGUGUGUAAAGGGAGCUUCAUGGCUAGGAAAGCGAUGUGCCCUUUGUCGACAAGAAAUUCCUGAGGAUUUCCUCGACAAGCCAACUUUGUUGUCCCCAGAAGAACUGAAGGCAGCGAGCAGAGGAAACGGUGACUAUGCGUGGUAUUAUGAAGGGAGGAAUGGCUGGUGGCAGUAUGAUGAGCGCACCAGCCGGGAGCUGGAAGAUGCUUUCUCCAAAGGCAAGAAAAACACUGAAAUGUUAAUUGCUGGGUUUCUGUAUGUUGCUGAUCUUGAAAAUAUGGUUCAGUAUAGGAGAAAUGAACAUGGACGUCGAAGGAAGAUUAAGCGAGAUAUAAUAGAUAUACCAAAGAAGGGAGUAGCUGGACUGCGGCUGGACUGCGACACCAACACUGUAAACCUAGCAAGAGAGAGCUCUGCCGAUGGUGCGGACAGCAUAUCAGCACAAUCUGGAGCUUCUGUUCAGCUUCCGGUGCCGUCUUCCAUCAGGCCCCUAACAUCAGUCGAUGGUCAGCUAACCAGCCCUGCAACACCGUCCCCUGAUGCAGGCACUUCUCUGGAAGACUCUUUUGCUCAUUUACAACUCAAUGGAGACAGCAUAGCUGAAAGAAGUCAUAGAGGGGAAGGAGAAGAAGAUCAUGAAUCACCACCUUCAGGGAGAGUACCAGAUACCUCCGCUGAAGAAAGCGAGUCUGAUACCAGUAGUGAUAGUGAGAUUGUACCUGCAGUUGUUGGACAACACUCCUUGACCCAACAGAGACUUCUGGUUCCAAACGCAAACCAGACAGUAGCUGAUCGAUCAGACCGAUCAGUAGCAGGGGGUGGAACCAUAAGUGUCGGUGUCAGGUCGAGAAGGCCUGAUGGACAGUGCACAGUGACUGAAGUUUAAAUAAACGUCUUCAGCUCCACGCUGUAAAUUUCUGCCCACAUAACAUUAUACUCAUCCCUAGUAGUGCAUUGUGGGAGUUUGGGUGGGAAGGGGUAUGGGAAGGACAGACCUGAAAUUAAAAUGUUUAAUAUGUCUCUGUUGAGAUUUAUUUAAUGUGAGGAAUUUGGGUGUUGGUAGUUGAAAGCUGUUCAGUAAUAACCCAGUUUUUCUUGACAUAUAUAUAUAUAUUUUUUAACUUUUUAGUUCCCUUGGCCAGUGUGUGUCUCUGCAUUAAUGGUCUUCAUCUGACUCUUGCACUACCUUAUUUUUCUGCAUGGAUUGGUAUAAAAUCCUUACUAAAAAUUGGCACUUGUGAGAUACUUGAUAUCAUGGGCAGGAAGCUUAAUGUGGAAAUAGAAGUGAAUUUGGGAUUUCACAAUAGAUGAACAGCUAUUGAACUAGAAAUGCGAAGCAAGCCAGUAACUUCAGUUUCUGAUUUUUAACGCUGCACAGUGUUCCUUCCCACAGGCUUUGCUGUCUUAUCCUUGUAGUUCGAGGUUUCUCUUAACCUACAUAUUUUUCUUUAUGAUUUAAAAAUUUAUAAUUUAAUAAAUACUAGAGUUUAUCAGAAAUUGUCUCUUGUUUGAGUUUGGAAAAGGGAUGGAAAUACUUGGAUCUUAGUGACCAAAGGCAAUUAAAAAGGUGGUUGUUUGCUUGAUUAUAUUCGGCUUAAAUAAUCACCCACUCAGAAGUUUGACUUCUUCAUAGAGAAUAUUUAAAAAGAAGCUAUGGGCAGUGGACAUGGAAUAGGUAGAUGUUGAAAUAGACCUAAAGGUUGUAAGACUUGAAAUUUCUGAAAUAGAUGAUUCCAUUAAUUUUGCAUUUUCCUUGCCAGUCUCUGUCAGUGGUAUUACAACCUAGGUUACACAGAAAAUUUACUUAAAAGCAGUAUUAGUAAACCCAAAUUUACACAAAAAUUCUACAGAUCAGAUCAGUCUAUUUUUAUUAGGCACGAAAAUGUCUUGGUAAGGUAGGAAGUGUUUCGUAAACAUGGAAUCAAGAAUUCGUCUCUGGAAAAAAACGUCAUUCUGUCUUACUAUAUUUUCUUAAAACAGUAGGAUCAUGUUGCAAAGCAUUUCCAAGUUAUCUUUAUUAUGUGAAUUGAAUGGCCAAAUAAAACAACAGUAAAAAACAGUCAUUACUUUGAAAGUGUCUUUAACAAACUUUUGUUGAGAUGGGUUAGGGUUAGAACUUAAUUCUAAGACCUAUUUUUAAAGUAAAUACUGGGAUGAUCAUAAAUUCUGGGUUAUGCAUUUCUAUUAAAUUGACUAUUAAAAUAGCUAAUCACACAUGAAGAAAAAUUAGCUGUUCAGAAAAACAAGUCUGCUGGAAAAAAUGGAAAAAAAUAGGCAAAUUUGUUUAGGAUGCUUCCUGAAUCUUUAAAACCCUAUCAACAGCACUGUUUCUUACUAGCUUGGGAAUUCUAGGGAGCACAAAUGAAUGGUGACUCUGUGUAACCAGCUCUAUAUAUGAUUUUGACUGGUAGGUCAUUUCAAAUAGAAAAUCACCAAAAAGAUCAACUAAAUAAAACUCCAGAUUCAUAGGAGGGUGGUCCAUCUUUUACUGAAGGUCCAUUGCCCACUGACUCCUACCCCCUAGUGUUCAGGACAGUACAUGACAACAGUCAUCCUUUUUGUUUACUUCUCUCACCUUUCUCUGCUUUUUGCUUUAUUUGAAAGGGUUAUCAAGGUGUUUUUGUUUGUAUUUAUUAUUUUUGGUAAACUACUUCCAUUUAAAAAAGAAAAACUGCUAGGCUUUGUACUGUGACCUGUAAUUCCAGCAUGUGGAGGUCACAGUAGGAAGAUGAGUUCAGGGUCCCCUUGGCUACACAGCAAAUUUAAUGCCAGUCGCUCUAUGAGACUUAGUAUUUAAAAAAGAAAAAAGGAAAAGAAAAAAAAUCAGCAUAUUUAGAAAAAGUAAACCCAGAGAUAGGUAGAAAGUUUUCAUUUUAAAAGUAGACCUUUGGUCAUAGGCUAAGAACUACUAUAGAGAUGUAGGAAUUGAUACAAGUAAUUUUUAAGCAAAUGUUGGUUAAAAAGAAAGAAGCUAGACCAACGAGUUACUUAAAAAAAAAUCACCAGAAGCAAACACCGUAUUAGUGCGCUUUGGAGCAAUCGUCCUGCUUGUGCUUGGUGUCCUCCAACUCCAUGUGUGUUAGCCAUGGCAGCUUGUAAUCA
This is a messenger RNA of Nannospalax galili (Upper Galilee mountains blind mole rat), 3654 nucleotides long. RefSeq names its product ring finger protein 146 (gene Rnf146). The coding region runs from base 311 to 1438 and encodes 375 amino acids. Lineage: Eukaryota; Metazoa; Chordata; Mammalia; Rodentia; Spalacidae. The transcript is spliced from 4 exons. Gene Ontology annotation, molecular function: ubiquitin protein ligase activity; poly-ADP-D-ribose binding; zinc ion binding. The record is from RefSeq and is a predicted model, not a curated record. Gene Ontology annotation, biological process: Wnt signaling pathway; ubiquitin-dependent protein catabolic process. Gene Ontology annotation, cellular component: cytoplasm; nucleus.